Molecule: messenger RNA, 1070 nt
Organism: Octopus sinensis (East Asian common octopus)
Lineage: Eukaryota; Metazoa; Mollusca; Cephalopoda; Octopoda; Octopodidae
Product: SOSS complex subunit C homolog
Exons: 5
Coding region: 135-644 (169 amino acids)
Biological process (GO): DNA repair
Cellular component (GO): nucleus; SOSS complex; nucleoplasm
Source: RefSeq, a predicted model, not a curated record
CAAUGAGAGAGGCUGUUAUUUGGGUUUCUCUAGCGACGUACUUUCAUUCAGUGAUGUUAUCAUUGUGGGUCGCCGCCUCAUGCUUUGUAGUCACAUUUUAAGUGAUUUUCGCCGACCACCAGACCUUGGGGACGAUGUCUUUUCCAGGGCCAGGCCAUGAACGAGCUAACCGGAAACAGCUAUUAGAGCAAUUAGAAGAGAAAAAGAAGCUACUUCGUAUGCAGGCUCAACAUAACCAAGGCAGCAGCAGCAGCAGCAGUAGUAGUAGUAGUAGUAGUAGUAGUAGUAGCAGCAGCAGCAAUUCGUGUAAUCCAGGAAGCACACUAACCAUACCAUCAGCACCCAGUACUCCAACAAACAAUGGAAAUGCUUCCACCAGCAUACUACCUCCAGUUGUCAGUCCCACCAUGCCUCCUACCCCAGUAAGCGUCUCCAGUGUGCCUGGAAGUGUUGGUCGGGAAGUCAAUCGUGUCGUUGUGAACCCUUUAACAGCUUCUUCGAGCUAUGAUGCUGCUCCAAUGACUCCCGCGCAGAGGGCUGCACUACAGCAUGCUCACGCGAACUCAGUAGGUUAUUUCAUUCCUCAGGACUCUUCAUUUGGGAAUCUAAUCUUGCCAGUUAUACCUCGGUUUGAUGUUAAAUAAAAUAUUUUCUAAGAAUUUUUGGGGGGGAAAUAAAGAUUUUUUUUUUAUGACAUGGAGUAAUAAAAUUAAAAAGAAAAAAAAAAAGAAAAAGUGACCACCACCCAAUGUUAAAUUUUUUUGGGUCCCUCUUUUAAACACUGGUCAACACAUUGAGGAUUAUUUCAAAACCAAGCAAAGAGAAUAUGUUGAAAAUCUCUUUUUCUCCCCAUUACAAUUUUUUUUCUUUAAAUUUGAUUUUUGUGAAAUAAUUGAGUUGUUUUUAUUGUUGUUUGGCCCCAGUACAUCUUUGGUCAAGCAGACCUAUCAUCAUAAGCAUUCCAGCCAUGACUAACACCACUUGUUUUUUUUUUCAGGCACAGUGUGUCUUUGACAACAAUAUCUAACAUGUCCUUUCAUUGAUAGUAAAAUGUGUCGUUAUCAACACAA